Messenger RNA from Moesziomyces antarcticus, 4290 nucleotides. RefSeq names its product jmjC-domain-containing protein. NCBI's taxonomy places the organism in Eukaryota, Fungi, Basidiomycota, Ustilaginomycetes, Ustilaginales, Ustilaginaceae. Gene Ontology annotation, molecular function: histone H3K36 demethylase activity; histone H3K9 demethylase activity. Gene Ontology annotation, cellular component: nucleus. The record is from RefSeq and is a predicted model, not a curated record. The coding region runs from base 1 to 4290 and encodes 1429 amino acids. The transcript has a single exon. Gene Ontology annotation, biological process: chromatin remodeling.
AUGUCGGUGGUCGAGCCGGCCACGGCCACCAUCUCGACCACGCCUGCAUCGUCCACGCAACCACUGCCAACGGAUAUCGACACCACAACCACUAAUACUACAGCGCCGUCAGCGCCGUCAGCCUCUGCAUCCUCGCCGUCCGAUGCUCACUCGCCGAUACUCGCUCCCAAUGGCUCCAGCAGGCAAUCCACGCCGGCCACUUCGGCAGCCGCCUCGGACCAUGCCCACGCCGCACCCAUAAAGCGCGCAUCCACGCCUGCCAACACGGAUCCUCGGCCAGCAACACCGCCACCGCCAUCCCACGAUGACAAGCACCCCUUGGCCGACAUCCAACCCGCCUACUUUUACCCCACCGACGCCUCCGCAUCCUCGUCUCACGACGGCAUCCCCGUAUUCGAACCCACAAUGCAGCAGUUUCAGGACUUUUACGCCUUCUGCCAGGCCAUCGACAGCUGGGGCAUGCAAUCCGGCAUCGUCAAGGUCGUCCCGCCCAAGGAGUGGCGCGACGCACUUCCAGACCUGCGUCCACCCUCAACCGCCACCGCCACCGCAGACAGCGAUCCCGCAGACAUCUCCAAGGUCCGCAUCCGCAACGCCAUCUCUCAGCACUUCACCCCGGCAGGCUCGGGCGUCUGGCGUCAGACCAACAUCACCCGCACCACAAAGAUCUGGAACGCAAAACAGUGGGCCGAAUCCUGCAUCCAAGACGGUCAAAAGGGUCCCGAGAUGGAUCGCAUGAAGUGGAAGGUCGAAGUCGAAGGCGUCUCCAACGGCGGAUGGGGCCCCAAAUCCAUCGGCGCAAAGGACUCGGCUCCCGCAGCCAUCCUCGACGAGGACGGCGUACGCACCCGCAGCGGCAAGGCGCGCCCCGCCCCAACCACACCAGCAGAGCCCAGAUCCAACCCACCAAAGCGAAAGCGGCCAGACACCCAAGACCCAAUCCAAUCCCAAGAGCCAACCUCGGCACCCAGCUCCCCAGAACGACGCUCGCUCCGCACCGCACACAAUGCAUCAGCCGCAAACCAAUCCGCCGCAAACACACCCUCCACCUCCAGAGACGCUUCCCCCGUAAAGCCAAAGAAGAACUGGGAAGCAGACGCCGUCACGCCACAAGAAUGGCGCGCAUUCGACUACAAGAACUGCUGGCUCAAAGAGGCGCUCUCCUCCGACCAGCUCGCCACACUCAACGCCGCUUCCUCUCCCCCAUCACAGCCCGUCGAGGAAGCUGAAAAGACAUCGGCACCCACCCUCCCCUCGCCAUCCGACUGGACUCCCGAAGUAUGUCGAGAGAUCGAGAGCGAGUACUGGAGGAGCCUCAACUUUGGCAAACCGCCCAUGUACGGCGCGGACCUCAGGGGAACGCUCUUCGACGACAACACACAGCACUGGAACGUCGGCAAGCUCGACAACAUCCUCACCCGUCUGCGUCUCAAGCGCAAGCUGCCCGGCGUCAACACCCCUUACCUCUACUGGGGCAUGUGGCGCGCCACCUUUGCCUGGCACGUCGAAGAUAUGGACCUCUACUCGAUCAACUACAUUCACUUUGGCGCGCCCAAGCAGUGGUACGCCAUUAGACAGGCGGACCGUCAGCGCUUCGAGUCCGCCAUGGCCGGCGCCUUCCCCUCCGACUCGCGACGAUGCCCCCACUUUAUGCGCCACAAGUCCUACCUCGCCUCGCCCUCCUUCCUCGCCUCCCACGGCAUCCGCCCGCUCAAGCUCGUACACAACGCCGGCGAGUUUGUCAUCACCUAUCCCUACGGCUACCACUCCGGCUUCAACCUCGGCUACAACUGCGCAGAGAGCGUCAACUUUGCGCUCGACUCCUGGCUCGACAUUGGCCGCAAGGCAAACUACUGCCACUGCGACCAGUCCCAGAACAGCGUCCGCAUCGACGUAGACGCCAUGCUCGAGGAAAGCAAGGAGAUGGAGGAGCUCGAGCGCAAGCGCGAACUCAGGCGUGCAAAGGAAGACUCGGUGCGCGCCAUCGAGGACGAGGAGCUCGAGAAGCGCCGCCUCAAAAACGAAAAGGCAAAGGAGCGCAGGAAACUCAAAAAGGAGGCAGACGACGCCGCUGCCGCUGCCGCCGGCCCUGCAGUCCCUGCCCUCUUCCAAGGCGGCGACGACUUCUACAUCGACCCCAAGACCGCACACACAAGUCCCUGCGUCUUUUGUCCAGCCAACGUGUCCAACGACCUCGUCCCCACACCCGCCCACAUCGAUUCCACCAACGCCAAACUCAAAGCGAUGGCUGCACGCCAUGCGCAUCGCUUAUGCGCCAGCUUCAUCCCCGAAACCUGGGUCGGCAAGCACGCCAAAGCCGACGUGGUCUGCGGCAUCGAUGGCAUCGACAAGGCGCGAUUUUCGCUCAAGUGCCAGAUCUGCCCCAACCCCAACCUACAGAAGCUCUACCCCAAGAUCCAGUGCACGCGCGGCAAGUGCCCGCGCGCAGCUCACGUCAGCUGCGCUUUAGUCGAGGAUCACGGCUGGUUCGUCGAUCUCUGCCCUACAGACACGGCAGACCGCCUCGAGGGCAAGAAGGUGUCUGCCAAGCCGCAAGCGCAGCAAGCACAGGGUACAGCGGACGACUCGGAACGCCUCGUGGUGCUCUGCCGCACGCACAACCCGCUCUUCCGAGAGGCAGAGGAGGCGCGCAAGGCCGACGAGCUGCGCGAGCGCAUCCACUCGCUCCCCGUGCCCAGCAUGGUCAAGAUCAAGACGUCCGGAGGCAUGUUCCAGGCGCUCAUGGUCGAGGUGUGCGAGGACGACGACGAGAUCGUCAUCGAAGACGAAGGCCGCCCCAGCAGAGUCAAGUUUCAGCAGAUCAUCCUGGAAUCGUCCGAACCCAGCGCGGUCAAGACCGAGCCCGAGCCUGAGCCGACUCCCGACGCGGUCAGCCAGGGCGUCGGCGCAGCGGCUCAGGAUGGCGAUGCGACGCCUUCAGCAAAGCGCAGGAGGAAAGCGACGGCAAAAGCGGUUGCCAAUGCCAGAGCCGGUAGCGAGGACGCCGUCGAGGCGAGCGUUGCAGUGUCUUCCGAUGCGGCGCCCAAGGCGCAACCUGUCAAGAGAGCGCGGAACACAAAGGCGCAGAAGGCCGCAAGCUCUGCCGAGGGCGUGGAGCCGCAGCAGCCCGCAGAGUCCGCGGCGUCCUUGGCUCCCGAGGCCGAAUCCGGGCCUGCGGCCAAGCCAAAGCGCAAGCGACAGCCGGCCAAGAAGAAGGCGCAGGCGACGCAGGCAGCAGCCGACGAAUCGGCGCCCGCAGUUCUGCAGGCGCCUCAGCCGCCAGUGCCGGGCACAGCAUGGUCAAGCCACGCUCCUCAGCUGCCUGCACCGCCCACUCACCAGCGCGAUCCGCGCGAUCCGCGCGCGACGUAUGCGCCCCAGGCUGCUGGACCUUAUUAUCCGGGUGCGUACCACGAGCAGCAAUCGCAUCCGUCUUCGGGGCCGAUGCAACACGUCCAGCACUACCCGGGCAUGUACGGCGGUGGGCCGCCGCACGCCAGUCACGCACAUCAGUACGUGCCGGGAGCGGCCUACGGGUAUCCAUCAGCGGAGUACGACGCCGAGGCGACGAGGUACUCGCGGUCGAGCGUGUCGGCGUCGCCAAGCCACCUGCACCAGCGUGCUGCCAACGAGCAUGCGUAUAGCGGGCAACAGCAGUAUGCAGCGCAGCAGCAGCAUGCAGCGCCACCGCGCCAUCGCCAGGAUGAGCAGCACGCGCAGUAUCCUUACGCGCAUCCGCAGAACGGCGCGGCAGGCAUGCCGCAGCAACAGCAAGCCAGGCCGCUGGCGCCUCCGGGUGCAUCGCAGUAUGGACAUCUAGCCGCACCACCGCAGGGAUACGAGGACCGCCCACCGCCGCUGCCGACGUAUGCCCGGCCGCUGGCUCACCAGCCGCAGCACGUGGCGAGUAGCGACGCGGCAUCGGCCAAUGGACCCGCGCAUGCAUUCCCAGAUUACAGGCCGCCGUACCACCAUGCGGCACCCGCACAGACGCAUCCGGCGUAUCACGGGCAAAGCCAAGCUCAGGCGCAGCAGUACCAACAGUAUCGGUCGUACCCGCCCCAGCAGCAGCAGCAGCAACACCCGCAGCAACACCCGCAGCAGCAGGCGUACGCGCACGCAGACUAUGCCUACCACGCCACGCACCCGGGCUACGCUGCGCGGGCCAAGUAUGCGCCGGCGCAGGGCAACGCGUAUGCGCAGCAGCCGCAGUAUGCGCAUGCACAAGCACAUGCCAACGCGCAAGAGCAGUUGGCAGGCGCCCACGCCCAGCCUGCGGCGCGGCACUGA